UCCGGUCUCCUGCGGCGCAGAGGCGCCAUUUUUGAAGUUGGAGUAGCGCUGGGCUUCGACAGGCAGACAGAAAAGGCUGGCGGCCGGAUUCGAUUGGGUUGCUGUUACGUUUUAUUCGCCUCACGCACGGUGACAUGCUGCGAGAACUGAGAGGUCCCCGGUGACAGGAGCCGAUCGCAGAGGAGCAGAACGAUGAGCGGCCGCCGCAGCAGCUCCGCCCUCGCAGGUGUCGUUGCGUUUGUGGAUGUCUGGUCCAGCAAGAAGAACGAGAACUACUCCAAGGUGUUUGCCGAGCAGCUCGCCAGUCUGGGUGCCAGGGUGUCCAAGACUUUCAACAAGCAAGUGACCCAUGUGGUGUUCAAAGACGGCCAUGACAGCACAUGGAAGAAAGCCAAGAAGAGUGGCAUGAAGCUCGUCUCCGUCCUCUGGGUGGAAAGUUGUCAAGAAAGCGGACGGCAUGUUGACGAGGCCUUGUACCCUGCUGUGAAUGAAAACGAGCGACUGAUCACCGCGCCAAAGAAGAGAACACAUCGCUGUAUGCAGCCGAAGACUCUGGAAGAAAGAACGCCAGAAAACGACUGGCGGCUCAAGAGGAAGCUGGAGCAGAUGAUGAAGAAGUUGGUGAGCGAGAAGGCGUCCACAGUCGACUCCGUCCUCUGCUUUGAUGCGGACGGCUCAGUCGCCUACAGCCCGAGACCCCUAGUCCUGCAGACGGGCGACUACAUGGAGCAGCGGCUCAGGGAUAUGAAGGAGAAAAGGGAGAACCUCUCGCCGACAGCGUCUCAGAUGGUCGACACCCCCUGGUCGUCUUUGUCACCUAAGCAGCUGCCUGGACGUCCCGAGGUCCUGCCAGACGAUGAACCCUCACUGGCAUUAGGUGACCUGGACUCGUCCUUCCAUGAACUUUUCUCCUUUUCAAAGAAAUCCAUCAAGCAGCUGACCUCAAAUGCCAGGAGUGGUGCCAUCGACCCCUCAUCUCCACAGCUGACCACCCCACCCUCCACUUCCUCGAGUCACACUGGGGCCUCCAGAACUUCACCCCUGGCCAGUGGGAGGAAGGCUGGCAAGCCCAAGAGGUCAGCGAGAAGGUCGCAGAGGGAGGUGGGCGCUGCCAGUAGUCCACCCCUUCCAGGUGCGGGAGUGACACAAAAUGGUGGCCUUCAGGGACUCGAUGAGCAGCCAGUCAAAGACCGCGUGAUGCCCCUGUCUCUGCACACCUUGGAUGAAGGUGGCAUCGAUGCUGAGAAGCCCACUUUGGUGUGCAAGCAGCGGGCAAACGGGGGGCGAAAUAUGUUUUCGGCAGAGCUCGAGGUGGACAUCUGUGUGCCCAGGGGGGCACUGCCUCUGCUGAUGGAGACGCCUAAAAAGCCGGUGAGCGCCUUGCCCACCAAGGACGACGAGCCCUUUGAAGAUUACUUUUCUCCUCUGAACGGCAAAGACUGCCGAGUCAAGCGGAUUUCGCUCGCGGGCGCGGACUCCGAAUGUUUUGCUUUUCCUCCUUUGGAGAGGCUGCCCUUACGAGAGAAGCGGAAAAGAUCGACGAGGAAUUCCGGGGAGACGACUGUGGCCACUAAACGAAAGAGGAGUCAAGCGAGUGGGGCGGGUGACCAGACAGCCCCCCAGACCGCUCCUGGAGACCUCGGACAGAAAGGUGCCCCUCGAAGGAAAGCGGAGACGCCGUCCGUGUCGGCCCCAGGUGGUCCGAGCCUCCCAGUGUGUGAGAAGCCAGCUAGUGCAAGGUGCCACAUGUCUGAGACGGACGCCUUCUCUGAUAUACUGGAGGGGACAACGAGCACCGCAGGUGGCACUAGUCCUGAAAGACCACCACCCGACAUGCUGUGCCCAAGUGGCAGGUUAGACCGUGAUGCAGUGCCCUCUGAUGUCAAAGACGACGACGGCAGCGAAAACUGCAGAGGUGGCAGCGAGAAGACCAUGAAGACAGACCGAGCGAGGAAGCCCAAGAGGACGCUGGUGAUGACGAGCAUGCCCUCUGAGAAGCAGAGCCUGGUCAUUCAGCUGGUCCAGUCCCUCGGCGGCUUCUCCAUUGUGGACCAAGUCUGUGAGAGCACGACGCACGUGGUAGCCGGCUGCCCUCGCCGCACGCUCAACGUCCUGCUGGGCAUGGCCCGCGGCUGCUGGAUCCUUUCCUUUGAGUGGGUCAUCUGGUGUCUGGAACGCGGCCAGUGGAUCCCAGAAGAGCCGUACGAGCUGGCGGACCACUUCCCUGCUGCUCCUAUAUGCCGACUGCAGCGCCACCUCUCGGCAGGAGAGUACCAACAGAAUUUGUUUGCAGAUUUUCCAGCGAUCUUCAUUUCUGCAUCCUGCCAGCCGCCCGCCGAGCAGAUGGCAGAACUGAUUCUGCUUUAUGGGGGUAAAGUGUGCAAAACCAUCAGGCAAGCGGGGCUGUGCAUCGGGGGCUACAAGGGGAAGACGCCGCUGGGCACAAGGGUUCUGUCGGAGCAGUGGAUCCUAGACUGCAUCACCCAGCACAAGAAGCUCCCAUGGGACGAAUAUGUGCUGCCCUAGGAGGGGCCGCAGUGUGCCCGUCUGGUGGGUCCCUCACCAUCCCCUGUGCCCGUCUCUCACCAACACAAACGCUCUUUGCUCUUCUCACGUUUUGAAUUUUUAAACUCACGAGUGCGUUGGUUUGGUUGGUUUUUAACUUUUGUAGAGAGUUGUGUGAUUUUUAUUAAACUGCUCUGUAAAUUGGGAGAGGUGGGCCUGAAGGUGGGCAUCGUGGCUCAAAUGCCAGACCCAUUGGGACUCGGUGAUCUUUUAAUCAGCUGCUGUCUGACACGCCUGGUGGGGUGUAGGAGGGGACGCCACCAAGCAGUAGAGGUGCCAGGGCUGGCCGAUGCCACACAUGGUUUCUCCUUUUCAUGCCCUGUGCCCGUCCUGUCUUGACGGGCUGGCAUGAAGAGGCAGCAACAAACUCCCAGGCAGAACUUUGUCUCAUUUUCUCAAUUAUUAAAAGGUAUUGAGAGUAAACAAGUGUAUUGUUACUGGCAGCUGGUACUCCGCUGCAGAUCGUCUCUCUUUAACUGGCAUGGUGAAGAUGGCACUGCCACCAGCGGGCACCUUUACAGCAAUUCUAGUGGUCCUCACACAGAAGGGAUUUGAAAAGGGGGGGGGUCCACGAUUAGAAUCAACUGCAGUGUGGCGGGGGGGCCGGCACGGCCUGAAUACACUGAGGUGGUCCUCAAAUAAAGUGGGGCUGAAGACUCGGGCUGAGGUGGUGACAGACGUGAUGCCAACGCAGGAGAAGUGCGUUACCGAAAAAGAGAACAGUCGGUCUGUACCCAACUCGCUAUACCCUAACACAGUGUCGUCUUUUGGGGUCUGCUGGAGCCGCUCCCAGCCAGCACAGGGCACAAGGCAGGAACAAACCCCGGGCAGGGUGCCAGCCCACCGCAGUGAAAAAGAGAAGAGAAUGUGCAAAACCAAAGACAAGCAAUGCAAGAAGGUGACGGGUUAUUAAAGCCAGCGCCUGGCAGGCACUCGGGGGAGCGAGGAGGUGGCGUGCCAGCCGGUGGUGGCUGUAGGUUGUAAUAAGCAGCACAACACAAACAAACUGAGUGACUGCCAAUGCAACCUUGAGAGGUGGCAGCUGGCACUCUGAAGUGUUUUUAAUCGUGGGUAUCCUGCCAUUGUGACAACAGAACAGAGCACAGUAACCAGCGGGCACGUGCCAGUUGUGUCAUAACAGGACAGACGGGUCUCCACUCGUCAUUUAAGGCAGGAGGAGUCCCGCCAACUGAGGUGGCACCGUGGAGUAGAAGCCACAGAGCUGAAUGGAUUUGAGUUAAAAUGUUAAUUAACAUGGAAGGCAAUGAAAGCUGCGGGUCGCGCCAACCUGAGACUCGAAUCAGCUCGACGUGUUUUUGCUGUGCGAUCAGCAGAGCUGCAGAUCUGAACCUACCCGGCUGGCUGACUGGCUGGCUUAGCGAUUGCCAUUUAUGAACUCCAAACUCGGCCUUAGGGCAUUAAAGUGCCAGGCACAGGCCGCUCGCUAGGCACCACCAGCCUCUCAAACCACAAACCACCGCUACACCUUCAUGGCGCAGAAUGAGCUGCAGGAACAGACAACGCUAACUGAAGAGUGGAGGCCCCUGGCAUGGACUCCCCCUGCUGUGCUCACAAAGCGCUCCCUUAAUGGUGGGUGUCUGGCACAAGCUGGCGUCACCCUUUAACUGGCACACUCGGACAAAGCCAAUGCUUCCAGAGUAAGAGGAUCUCAAACUUGGCAGGACCCACCAGCUGAUGAUGGAGCAAAAGGCCCACAUGUGGCGUCUCUGCCACCUUGACGUGCCAAGUUCUUCGAGACCAAGUCUUCCACUCGUCUACUUUCCCUCAAUUUCUCUUUCUUUCUCUCUCUGCCCAGCUUUGCCUUUCCCUUCUCUCUGCUGUUCCAUUAAUGUCGUAGGCUGGCAUCCCAAACGCUGAGAGGCUCCUUUACCCAAACUGCCCACCUGUUGUGCCACCU
Messenger RNA from Polypterus senegalus (gray bichir), 4483 nucleotides. RefSeq names its product microcephalin 1 (gene mcph1). Lineage: Eukaryota; Metazoa; Chordata; Cladistia; Polypteriformes; Polypteridae. The record is from RefSeq and is a predicted model, not a curated record. The transcript is spliced from 15 exons. Gene Ontology annotation, biological process: mitotic cell cycle. The coding region runs from base 193 to 2526 and encodes 777 amino acids.